GUGUUACGACUCCAUCACAACCCUUCGUUGGUCUGCCUAUGCAAUUUUCAUGUACCGUCUUUCCUACCAAAGAUAAAAGUAAUGGAAAACAACAGAAGCAUCAACUAGAGCUCAUAGCAGGAUCAGAAGGCAGGAAAUCCAAGAAAAGAAACUCAUAUAAGCUUUCUUUAAGCAAUGUGGAUUGUACAAAUAGCAGUAGCAGCAUUGGUUGGAUUUCUGGGAUGGGCUUAUGUGGCAUUAAUUAUGCCACCUCCUCCAAAAGUUUGUGGCACACUGAAUGGUCCUCCUGUGACUUCACCAAGGAUCAAACUCAGAGAUGGGAGAUAUUUGGCCUAUAAAGAAAGAGGCAUUGACAAGGAGAAUGCCAAGUGCAAGAUCAUCAUUGUUCAUGGCUUUGAUAGCUCCAAAGAUGAAAACCUGCCUAUUUCCCAAGACAUCAUAGAAGAGUUCCAAAUAUAUCUCCUAUCGUUUGAUCGUGCUGGAUAUGGAGAGAGCGAUCCGAAUCCAAAACGUUCAGUGAAGAAUGAGGCAUUGGAUAUUGGGGAGCUAGCUAACAGAUUGCAACUAGGAACUAAGUUCUAUGUUGUUGGCUUGUCCAUGGGAGCCUACCCUGUUUGGGGUUGCCUGUAUUACAUACCACACAGGUUGGCUGGAGUUGCUCUUGUCGGUCCAUCCGCGAACUACUGGUGGGCUUGUUAUCCUACUAAACUAUCAAAAGAAGCUUUGGAAAUGAUAGUUCCACAAGACAAGAAGACAUUUCAAAUUGCACACUAUGCCCCUUGGCUGUUUAAUUGGUGGAUGAAUCAAAAGUGGUUCCAUUCUUUAAGUGUUAUGGAAGGUAAUAUGGCUAUUUUCAGCAAAACAGAUUUGGAGAUAGUGAAACAGUUAUCUGAAGCCCCUAGUCUUGGUCAGGAGAAUGUAACACAACAGGGAAAGUUCGAAUCUUUGUACCGGGACCUGAUAGUAGGAUUCGGCAAAUGGGAAUUUGAUCCAACACAAGUUCCUAAUCCUUUCCCAGAGAAUCAUGAGGGUACUGUCCAUCUUUGGCAAGGUUAUGAGGACAGAAUUGUACCAAGAAAACUCAAUCAAUAUUUAGCAGAUAAGCUUGGUUGGAUUAAAUAUCAUGAAGUUCCUGAUGCUGGGCAUUUCUUAUUUUACAAUCCUACUAUAUGUGAAACCAUCUUGAGGAAACUUGUGAAUGGAUGAGUAGAAAACUUUAUGAUGAAAAAUGUGCUCCCUGUGUUUAUAUAGGUGGAUGAUUUUAAUUUUCAACAAGCAAGUUGAUGGGAGAAACUGUAAUACUAAUAUUUGUAAAAAUUCACUAGCUUUUGUGAUAAAUUAAAAUAAAAAAGCUAGUACAACAUUAUCUACUAUAUUUCCUGGAUAUAUGUGUUUCUUUGGAUCA
Messenger RNA from Lycium ferocissimum, 1405 nucleotides. RefSeq lists its product as uncharacterized. The transcript has 5 exons. NCBI's taxonomy places the organism in Eukaryota, Viridiplantae, Streptophyta, Magnoliopsida, Solanales, Solanaceae. The coding region runs from base 175 to 1206 and encodes 343 amino acids. The record is from RefSeq and is a predicted model, not a curated record.